CAUCACUGUCCCACGUUGUUACUUUGCAUCUCUCCUAUUUAAAAACGACUCUCACUCCUUUCAAUCUCUCGUCGCUUGUUCUCUCACUCGUUGGUGAACCAGGAUCAUCCUCUUAACAGGCGCCGGGAACUUCCAGUAGCUAUCUCUCUAAAUCGAUUGCGUAGCGAUGAGUACUGGCGAGCUUCUCAGUAUCGAACCUCAGGAGCUCCAAUUCCCCUUUGAAUUGAGGAAGCAGAUCUCGUGCUCUCUACAGUUGUCAAAUAAGAGCGAUAAUUAUGUGGCUUUCAAGGUUAAAACGACAAAUCCAAAGAAGUACUGUGUUAGACCCAACACUGGAGUUGUUUUGCCCAGGUCUACAUGUGAUGUCAUAGUUACAAUGCAAGCACAAAAGGAAGCACCUGCGGACAUGCAAUGCAAAGACAAAUUUUUACUUCAGAGUGUAGUUACAAGUCCUGGAGCCACUGCAAAGGAUAUAACUCCAGAGAUGUUCAAUAAGGAGGCAGGACAUAAUGUUGAAGAGUGCAAAUUGAGGGUUGUUUAUGUAGCUCCACCUCGGCCACCAUCACCUGUUCGAGAAGGGUCUGAAGAAGGUUCUUCGCCUCGAGCAUCUGUGUCAGACAAUGGGAAUUUGAGUGCUUCUGAAUUUUCAGCUGCUUCAAGAGCUUUUGUUGAGCGACCUGAGCCACAAGAUAACUCAACAGAGGCUAGGGCUCUCGUUUCAAAGCUGACCGAAGAAAAAAAUUCUGUUAUUCAGCAUAAUAACAAGCUUCAACAAGAGCUGGAUCUCUUAAGGCGUCAAGCCAACAGAAGUGGCACAGGUAUACCAAUAAUGUAUAUUGUUAUAGUUGGCUUGGUUGGCAUCAUUUUGGGGUACCUUUUGAAGAAGAUUUGACCAUCAGAGUUUUUAAUUUUUAGUGGGUACCGAAGCAAAAAUGAGAUGUAGAGAUUUGAAAAAGCAGAUGUGACUGAUUAGCAGGAACUUGUCUUCAAUGUGUUAGUGGUCUGUAUCAGAACCAGAACAACUUGUCGAGUGUGUGACCUAUAAAGGUAGCCUCUGUUCAUUAAGUUAUUAGGUAAAAAAAUCUGGUGGUUUUCAUUCUGUGAUGUUAACUAAAUGCCCUAGACUUUUCAA
This is a messenger RNA of Pistacia vera, 1132 nucleotides long. Its product is annotated as vesicle-associated protein 1-2-like. Gene Ontology annotation, biological process: endoplasmic reticulum membrane organization. Lineage: Eukaryota; Viridiplantae; Streptophyta; Magnoliopsida; Sapindales; Anacardiaceae. Bases 167 to 892 code for a protein of 241 amino acids. The record is from RefSeq and is a predicted model, not a curated record. Gene Ontology annotation, cellular component: endoplasmic reticulum membrane; plasma membrane. The transcript has 8 exons.